Molecule: messenger RNA, 2394 nt
Organism: Xiphophorus hellerii (green swordtail)
Lineage: Eukaryota; Metazoa; Chordata; Actinopteri; Cyprinodontiformes; Poeciliidae
Product: P2Y purinoceptor 14-like
Exons: 4
Coding region: 212-1315 (367 amino acids)
Biological process (GO): G protein-coupled receptor signaling pathway
Cellular component (GO): membrane
Molecular function (GO): G protein-coupled purinergic nucleotide receptor activity
Source: RefSeq, a predicted model, not a curated record
CCAGCAGCAGCGAGGAGGGAAACGCUGCGAUCGCAGCGCAGCUCACAGAGGGAGGAAGUCAGAGCAGUAAUCUGCAGGUUCAGGCUGGCAGACGCACACAGGUGAGUCCAGCAGAACCCAGCUGACGGUGCACCAGUCCCUCAUCCUGCUCUGUCCUCUCUGGUUCUGAUAAAUCCAGUUCAGACUUCGUUUGGUGAGUCACUUUGAAGGAAUGGGUCCAGACUCGCCGUCCGUCCUCCCAGAGACGAUGAAUAACAGUAACUCCACCGAAUGUGAACCAGUUCACAAAUCGACCAACACCUUCUUCAUGGUGAUCUACAGUCUUAUUUUUCUGGUGGGUUUGAUCCUGAACGGAUUCACGCUGCGGGUUUAUUUCUGCGUGUCGCAGCGCCGGGCGUCCAGCAGUGUCACCGUCUUCCUGAAGAACCUGGCGGCCUCCGACUUCCUCAUCAGCCUCUGCCUCCCGCUGCGCAUCAUCAACUUCGCCACCAACUCCACCCUCAUCCGACAGGUCUACUGCAACUUCGGCGCCUCCGCGUUUUACCUCAACAUGUACGCCAGCAUCCUGUUCAUGGGCUACAUCGCCGCCAACAGGUACAUGAAGAUCGUCCAUCCUUUGGGAAAUCACUUCAUCCACAAGGCCCGAGCCGCUUACAUCAUCUCCAUCUUGACGUGGGGUUUCCUCCUGACGAUGACCAGCACCUACGUGAUCCUCUCCCUCCUCACCCAGAAGUCUCAGGAGAAUCUGCCCGGUAUGGUCAGCUGUGACGUCCUGCACAGCGUUCAGCUCAGACUCCUCUACAAGGUCAUCCACACCUGCUCCGCCGCCAUCUUCUUGGCCGUCCUCAUCAGCCUCAUCUGGUUCUACUACAGCACCUCCCGCAGGCUGGCGCAGGCGCAGAAGAAUCAGUCGAUUACCAGCAACUCCAAGAAGCUCGCUAAGUCCCGGCGGAACAUGCUGGUUCUGGUCACGGUCUUCUGCAUCUGCUUUGUCCCCUACCACCUGAUUCGCCUUCCCUACGCCUUCAUGAAGACGCUGGUCUGCUUCUGGAGUGGGUGGUUCUGGUACCUGAAGGAGCUGACCGUCCUGGUGUCGGUCCUCAACGUCUGCUUGGACCCUCUCAUCUACUUCAUCUUCUGCAAGGCGUUCCGGGCCCAGAUGAGCAUGAGAUCUUCAAGGAGCAUCAACAACACGGACAGUCCGACGCAGGUGGACACCACCGACAGGCGGAGCAGCGACGGAUGGAUGAACUCCCUCAGGAACCUCAGGAAGUUGUCAGUCGUCUCACUGACUAAGCAAACCAGCGUGGUGUAGACUUCACACGCUCCUGAACCGAUCUUUUACCAAUGUCAGAAAAUCCAGACUGGAAGUUCAAGGAAACCCUGUAAAUCCAUCUUAGAGUUAUUGAAGGAACCGAAUCACCAACAGAUCCUGAACCUGACACCAGUGGAGGGAAGUUGUUGAUCUUCACCUUUAAUAGUUUAACUUGAACAUCCUCUUCUGAACAGGAAGAACACAGAGAUUUUCUCAAACAGUUACAUAAGUUGUAUCAUAUAAUCUCAUAAGCAUCAAGGUCAACACAUUUUUGGGACUUUAUUCAGUUAUUUGACUGAAAUUGACAGUAGAGUCAUCCUGACUGUUUGGUUCACCUUCCUUGGUGUUGACCAAUGAUUUUCAAGGUUUUACAAACAUCUCCCAGAAUCUUUCUAAACCUUCGGCUUUUUCACUCGUGCUUCAGGUUCAAAUGAAGCGAGUCUGAAAGUCAGUCCAUUAGAGGUCCAUGUUUCCGUCACCGUUUCAUUUCUGCACAUUUUUAAGUAUCACAGCAGAAAAGGUGGUUGGACCAGCAAAAUCCAAAAUCCUCAGUUUCCCAACAUCAUUUUUCUGCUGGCUUGAUGUGGUUUUUGAGUUAAUGUGCUAGAAGGGAGAUGGAAACACAUUUUGCAGAAUAAGGUCUAAUUUUCCCAUCCACUGGUCUGGUGUGCCUUACCAGAAACACAAAACUCAGGAAUAUCUCAAAGUCCAAGCUUCCAGCUUGGAGGGGAAGACUUUUCACUAAUCUGAGAUGUGUGGUCCAUGUUAGCUAGCAACCCCUACUUCCUGUUUAUUACGGCCAUGCGUAGCGUCUGAUGAAAUCACACUCUGAUUAAUUCACUCCAAACCAGACGAUGGAGACGCUUAUUUCACAUUUUUCGUUUCUUUUUAGCAACAUUUUAAAAGUUUGCUUAAAAUUCACAUCACAACUGGAUGGAGCUACGGCACCGUUAGCACCUUUAGCAGCUCAGGUAGCAGCUGUGAGAAGGCCAAGGUGUGUCUUUAAAUGAAAUGAAACGAUGGGAUUCUCUCACUGACCGUCCCUGAUCAAAGGUUCUACGAUGUGAACACAGAGACCA